AUGUCUUCUGUCGAGAACAAAAGUGAUGGUUCUCAGAAUUUCGAAGAAGGACAAGAGACUUGGGCCCAAAAUACUCCCCGAGCCGCUGCCAACGUUGCCACACCUCCAGCAGGAAAAUUUCCGAUGCUUAACGGAACCAAUGUACAUUUCGAAUCGCCAAAGGUGCCUGUUAUAUUCGUUUUGGGUGGUCCAGGAAGCGGUAAGGUGACCCAUUGUGAUAAUCUAAUGCAGGAGAAAAAGGGGGUUACCCAUAUCAACAUGACCGAUCUUCUGCAACAGUAUGCAAUAGGAAAUGAUAUGCCAGAUUUUGGUCUUCUUUCCAGCAAGACUGUCACAGAAGUUCUCAUGUUAGAAAUGAAGAUGGCCCCCAAUGCUAAAACCUACCUUGUAUCAGGAUAUCCACGAAAUAUGCGAGACGUUGUAGAAUACUCAGAAAAGAUUCAGACUGUACAAGGUGUUAUCCUGAUAUCAUGGAGGCAAAAAGUUUUAGAACGACAAAUAGAUUAUGGUGCCAAAUUAGGUCAAGUUGUUUUAUCCUUAGCUCGUAUGGAACUCAAUAAUUUUUAUCGAAAUGUUUUACCUGUGGCCGAGUACUUCGACCAAAGCAAUAUGUUGAUAUCGAUAAAUGGUGAACGGGUACCAGCAGACGUUUAUCAAGAUUUCAGAGAUGCGGUUAUCCGAAUUCUAGGAAUGCAAGAUAAUCCUCCAGUUUUCGCUAAUGGGAAAGUUGCCCCCGUUCCUGACGAUGUAGUUUCGACUGAACUUCCACUUGUGAUACUUAAUAACGCAUUUUUUUUCACAUACGCAGGAGAAAAAAUUCGUGUUUGCAAAUCUUUCUUUAUGGCAACUCUUUGCAUUAACUCUCAAGUAAUUGAGACCAUUUUACGCAAACAAAAUAAUGAAGUAAAUGGAAUAAUACAGGCAGAUAAUCGAGGUAGACAUGAAAAACAUAGUGUUCCUGAGGAGUUGAAAGAAGAAGUGCGUAGUCAUAUUGAUCUAUUCCUUGAAUGGAGAGCCACUACUGCCGAUCUCAAUCAAAGAAAUAAUACAUUGAAGGAGGAAAAACUAUUGCCGACCUGCACAGAGAUUAUGAGCAGCGUUGGUUUUAUUAAUGCCUCCGAGGUAGAAAAACAAGAACUUCAGGAACAGUACAAUAACCAUAUUGAAGACAAAGAACUGGCAAGAAAAGAGAAGGACAUGGAUAAAAAUUCUCCGGAUAAAAUUGACGCUGUUUAUGAUAUGCAGGCAGCAUUGCCAUGUCCACAAGGGGACUCGUCUUCUUUUUAUUAUGUAUCAAAACUAAGUGUGUAUAAUUUAACAUUGUACGAGCUUAAAAGUACGGACGAAAUGUACUUUAUGUGGCACGAAGGUCUUGCUCACAGAGGUGCAAAUGAAGUGGGUUCGUGCGUUUGGAAUUAUUUGAAGUCUGUGAACGACAAAAAUAGUGAAAUGAACGUUUACGCACCAGAUAAAUAUGUAACAUUGGUUAGACAAGCAAAGAAGCAUGGAAAUCCAUUCAACGUACAUGAAAUGGGUCAUGAGAAUUUUUUUGAUCUAAAACAACUAUCAAGUGAUAUGGGCAUAAAGGAUUCUUUUAAGACGGAAGGAGAUGGGUCAGUCCCUCUCUCAGGAAUAUGCGUUUUAAAAGUUACCAAAGAAAAUCCUAGUCACAUGCUAUAUAAAAUGUCGUACAAAGAACAGGAAUUUAAAACCAUAAACGUUCUUCAAAGCAAACGACGACUUCCAUCAGCACGUGACGUUACUCUAAAACAAGCUUACAAGAAGAAACCUGUUGCAUCAACAACUCAAAUGACGUCCAUUCCUCACUCAGAACGGCUCCAAAAAUCUCCAGAGCGACCAAAAACCAGAGUAAUAUCAGUGAACCCAAGCACUCCGAACUUCAGAUCUCCUACCAAAGCAUACCCUCCAGUAUUAUGGGUGAUAGGAGGACCAGGAAGCAACAAAGCAGCUUUGUGUGCAAGCGUGGCAAACGAGACUGGUUGGCAGCAUGUUAGUCUGGGCAAGAUCUUAAGGACUUUGGCUGAUCAACCCGACGCAAAAAAGAAUAAGGAAGUUGCUAAGUUAAGGGAAUGCAUUAGUAAUGGUGAGCUGGUGCCACAAGAGUUUAUUAUGAGGCAAGUGGAGAAGGUAAUGGCGGAUAAUAUGGAGAAGGACGGAUUGAUUCUGGAUGGUUAUCCGAGGGAUAUGGCGCAAGUUGCGGAGUUUGAAGCUAGGUACAAACAAAAACCGGCAGUUAUUCUACUAGAUUGCUCAAAAUUACAACUAGGAAGAGGACGUUUAGAUGACAGCGUCACAGCGUUUAGAAGGAGGUUAGAAAUUUUUCGCCAAUCAUCUCUGCCGAUGUUGAGAGCUAUGGAUAGUAUAGGAAGGUUAACAAUUGUUGAUGGCGACACAGAUACUCCCUCAGUGCAAGCGGAUUUUAGAAACGUCGUCAAAGAACACAUCGAGUACCUGAAGACCCAGUCUCAAGAAACAUCCAUGGCUACCCAAAACGGCUAUGUCGCUAAUGGACAUAUCCCCAAUGGCCACGCCAUAUCCAACGGCCAUAUCCCACAAGACACCCAAGUCCAAGACCUCGAUGACGAGCCCAUAGACACUAUCAGUAAACAAGUGAGUAAUGGUGUGAACCAUAUGGCAAAUGGCAGUGUAAAGACACAUACGAAUGGUUUUAUUAGUAAUGGGGUGGGACCCUACAACCAUGCGCACGAAAUUGAAGGACAUAUUUAAAUAUGUAGCAUUAUUGUACAAUAUAUAGGUAUAGAUCAGUAUUUUAAAAAGUUGUAAUCUAAUAAAAGUGGAUGUUAUGUAAAUCGAAUAUAAAUUUAAAGUAAAAUUGUAUCGCAGGUAAAUAUUAAGAAACAUAAAUAGCAAGCCUAAAACCCCAUUAUUUUAUAUAGGUAUCAUCAUCAUCAACCCGUACGCGUCCACUGCUGGACAUAUGUCUCCCUCAGCUCUUUCCAUCUCUCUCUGUUUUGUGCGGCUUGCAUCCAGUUACCGAUAACAUGCUUCAGAUCGUCGGCCCAUCUGGUCGGUGGGCGUCCUCUGCUCCGUAGUGCUUCUUCUCGUGGCCUCCACUCCACAAUACGUUUUGUCCAUCGGUUGUCUAACAAUCUGGCGAUAUGUCCUGUCCCAUUUUUUCGACAGCGUCUGUUGCUUUUGUUCUAGGGCGUAUUUCUUCGUUAGGGAUUGGGUCUCUCAGGGAGACACUCAGCAUCUGGCGAUCUAUAGCCCUCUGAGUUACGUGAAUCUUGUUCACUAACUUUUGUAUGUGUGUUAAUGUUUCAGCUCCAUAAGUGAGUACAGGCAAUACACACUGGUCAAAGAUUUUCCUUUUGAGGCAUAUGAGUAAGUCCGAUUUAAGUACAUAGUGUUCAGUUUACCAAACGCUGCCCAGGCUAAUCCUAUUGGACGUGGGAGCUCGCACUUCUGGUUAUCUC
This is a messenger RNA of Diabrotica virgifera virgifera (western corn rootworm), 3458 nucleotides long. RefSeq lists its product as uncharacterized. The record is from RefSeq and is a predicted model, not a curated record. The transcript has 12 exons. Gene Ontology annotation, biological process: CDP biosynthetic process; UDP biosynthetic process. Gene Ontology annotation, molecular function: UMP kinase activity; ATP binding. Gene Ontology annotation, cellular component: nucleus; cytoplasm. Bases 1 to 2748 code for a protein of 915 amino acids. Lineage: Eukaryota; Metazoa; Arthropoda; Insecta; Coleoptera; Chrysomelidae.